AGGUUCGGCAACGCGGCCGUGCGACGGACGGGCCCGCGGUCCCACGACAACAACUCCACUCGAAUCGCCGUCCGCGAGUGUUGGUUUUAGUACAGUCGGGCUCGGGCCAAGUGGGGUAGAGUGCGCGUAAGAUCGCCCGUGUGCUUGUGCUUAGGCACGACCGUUUUUUUUGUACAUCUGUCGAACGAAUUUUUGAAUAAAACGAACCAUCUUAGCAUAAGCAAGCAUUUCGUGAUUAUAAUUAUUAAUUGUCGAACAUGAUCACCGACGGUUACAACAACGUCGACCAAGGCUACGACCAAGGCUACAUGGAACAAGAAGAAGAAUGGGAACGGGAAGGACUCCUCGAUCCGGCCUGGGAGAAGCAACAGAAAAAGACAUUUACGGCAUGGUGCAACAGCCACUUGAGAAAAGCCGGCACCGGCAUAGAAAACAUAGAAGAAGACUUCCGCAACGGUUUAAAAUUGAUGUUGCUGCUGGAGGUGAUAUCCGGCGAGACGCUGCCCAAGCCCGACCGCGGCAAAAUGAGAUUCCACAAAAUCGCUAACGUCAACAAGGCGCUCGACUUCAUCGCCAGCAAAGGAGUCAAACUCGUAUCCAUCGGAGCCGAAGAAAUCGUCGAUGGCAACCUAAAAAUGACGCUCGGUAUGAUAUGGACCAUCAUCCUUCGUUUCGCCAUUCAGGACAUCUCCGUGGAGGAGAUGACGGCCAAAGAAGGUCUGCUGUUGUGGUGCCAGCGCAAAACUGCCCCCUACAAGAACGUCAACGUUCAAAACUUCCAUUUGUCAUUCAAGGACGGUUUGGCGUUCUGCGCCCUCAUCCAUCGCCAUCGUCCGGAUCUCAUCGAUUACAACAAAUUGUCCAAAGACAACCCCUACGAGAAUCUCAACACGGCCUUCGACGUCGCCGAAAAAUACCUGGAUAUACCACGGAUGUUGGAUCCUGAUGAUUUAGUCAACACUCCAAAGCCCGAUGAGCGUGCAAUCAUGACUUACGUGUCAUGUUAUUACCACGCUUUCCAAGGGGCCCAACAGGCCGAAACUGCCGCUAAUAGAAUCUGCAAAGUUCUCAAAGUCAACCAAGAAAACGAACGUUUGAUGGAGGAAUACGAACGUUUGGCCAGCGACCUGUUGGAAUGGAUCCGCCGCACCAUGCCUUGGCUGAACUCCCGCCAAACCGACAACUCUCUAGCCGGAGUCCAAAGAAAGCUAGAGGAGUACCGUACGUACCGUCGCAAGCACAAACCACCGCGCGUCGAACAGAAGGCGAAGCUCGAGACGAAUUUCAACACUCUCCAGACCAAGCUCAGACUAUCCAACCGACCGGCCUACAUGCCCACCGAAGGCAAAAUGGUGUCUGACAUCGCCAACGCCUGGAAGGGCCUCGAGCACGCCGAGAAAUCGUUCGAAGAAUGGCUGCUGUCGGAGAUGAUGCGCCUCGAACGCCUGGAGCAUCUCGCCCAAAAGUUCAAGCACAAAGCCGACGCGCACGAGGACUGGACGCGCGGCAAGGAGGAGAUGCUGCAGAGCCAGGACUUCCGCCAAUGCCGCCUCAACGAAUUGAAGGCCUUGAAGAAGAAGCACGAGGCCUUCGAAUCCGACCUGGCCGCCCAUCAAGAUCGCGUCGAACAGAUCGCCGCCAUUGCCCAGGAGCUAAACACGUUAGAGUACCACGACAGCGCUAGCGUGAACGCCAGAUGUCAGCGCAUCUGCGACCAAUGGGACAGGCUGGGCGCUCUGACGCAGCGCAGGCGCCAGGCGCUCGACGAGGCCGAGAGGAUAUUGGAGAAGAUCGACAUCUUGCACUUGGAGUUCGCCAAGCGGGCGGCGCCGUUCAAUAACUGGUUGGACGGCACCAGAGAGGACUUGGUCGAUAUAUUCAUCGUGCAUACGGUGGAAGAGAUUCAAGGUCUCAUCGACGCUCACCAUCACUUUAAGGCGACUUUGGGCGAAGCUGACAAGGAAUAUCAAAGUAUCGUCGGGCUCGUUAGAGAGGUCGAGUCUAUUGUUAAGCAACACCAAGUACCCGGAGGUUUGGAGAAUCCUUACACUACUUUAACCGCUCACGACUUGACGAGGAAAUGGGGCGAGGUCAGGCAGUUGAUACCUCAACGGGACGCCACUUUGCAAGCCGAGCUCAGAAAACAACAGAACAACGAAAUGCUCAGACGUCAAUUCGCCGAGAAGGCCAACGCCGUGGGUCCGUGGAUCGAGCGCCAAUUGGACGCCGUGACGGCCAUCGGCAUGGGAUUGCACGGCACCCUAGAGGACCAAUUGCACAGACUCGAGGAAUACGAACAGGGCGUGUACGCCUACAAACCGCACAUCGAAGAAUUGGAGAAGAUUCACCAAGCCGUACAAGAAAGUAUGAUCUUCGAAAACAGAUAUACUCAAUACACCAUGGAAACUCUGCGCGUCGGUUGGGAGCAACUGUUGACCUCGAUUAACCGCAACAUCAACGAAGUGGAGAACCAGAUAUUGACGCGCGACUCGAAGGGCAUCACCCAGGAUCAACUCAACGAAUUCAGAUCGUCGUUCAAUCACUUCGACAAGAACAGGACGGGUCGAUUGACGCCGGAAGAGUUCAAAUCUUGCCUCGUGUCAUUGGGUUACUCGAUCGGUAAAGACAGGCAAGGGGAAAUAGACUUCCAGAGAAUAUUGGCCGUCGUCGAUCCGAACAGCACUGGUUACGUUCACUUUGACGCCUUCUUAGAUUUCAUGACGAGAGAAAGCACAGACACGGAUACUGCUGAACAAGUUAUUGACAGUUUCCGCAUUUUAGCUGGAGAUAAGCCUUAUAUCCUUCCCGAUGAAUUGAGAAGAGAGUUACCGCCCGAUCAGGCCGAGUAUUGCAUCCAACGCAUGCCCCCGUUCAAGGGACCUGGUAGCGUGCCCGGAGCUCUCGACUACAUGUCAUUCUCGACGGCUCUCUACGGGGAAUCAGAUCUUUAAAAUCACUCUUUUUUUAAAUCAAUAAAUUUUAAACAUAAUAACGAAACAAAAGCAGAAACGUCCCCCUCUCUGUACGACGUGACGUAAAUCAUCACAUUUCGCGAAGUUUUAUGUUUAAAUUUAGUUUUGUGUUUUGUGCUAGUUGUUUCAGAUCAUUAUCAGUUAGGUUCGGUUAAUUAUUCCGUUUGAAUUUGAUGAAGUUUUCGCUUUUGUCUGCUACAUUUGGUAUAUUAAAUACCUGUAUUCUGACGAAACGAACUUAUAAAUGGUAAAAAAAACUUCAAUAAUUUCAAUACGUUCGAUUGACCAGUUAACAGUUACUAAUAGUGACAGAUGACAGAUUAAAGAGGGGGAGAUAAACAGUCAAACACAUAAUGAAAACUAUUUACUCGUGGUGAUAUUAUCAAAAGCCAUAUAAAUAUAUUUUUAGGGGUUGUCGGAUGCGAAUUCUAAUUGCGAAAAUCUAUUUUUCUUGUUGAAAUGUCGGUUUGUAAUGCCAAAUCUACACAUAUCACGUAACUUGGUCGCGGCUUGCUGGAUUCGGUCGCAUUGCUCUGAUGUUUAUGCAACUCUAGUAGAGUGUUGAUCGAUUCAGUGGCGUAGCUACCCUGAAUAAAAUCGAUGGAAAAAUCAUUCAAUUAGACGUUUCUUUGUGCGUUGGGAUAAAGAAAUUUUCUCUUGAUGCACGCAAAGGCUACGCCAGUGGGUUGAUUUGGCAUGGAUAGCCGAAUUCCAAUUUGUACCGGAUAGUUUCGAUCAUGUUGCAUACAUAUCGCGGCGAUUUUUAACCGGUUUUAGUGAGCGAAAAACAGGCUUGCCAGCUAAACGACGCUUGAUGGAAAUCAAGUCGAUAAUCGAACUCGGCGAAAUUAACAAAUUCAGCUUUAUUUUUUAUUUCUCCUUUUUGCCAAGCAUUAAAAAGAAUAAAAUGUGUUUCUAUAACGACGUUCUAACUAAUCACGGAUUCUGAGGAUAAUUUUGGCACUGUUUAUUUGCCGCUUUGUUUAACAUAGUAUCGAAGAUUUCAAAUUGUUGAGACCUAGUUUACUUUUUUGCAACCUUCCUGUUUUUUUUUAAUUGAAGUGCUUUUUAUCAAGUACUUACUUUCAUUAUUUCUAUCCCGAAAUAUUUAUUUAUUUAUUUUAUAAAUUUUUGAAGUGUACAGUUUAUUUUAUUAUUAGUAGUAAACGCUCUUUAUUGCCUUUAGAUUUUUAAGCUCAAUUUCGUUUCUAUUUUAAGUAACUGUUGAAAUUGCGUGGAAAGUGGACAAAACGCAAAGGAAAAAAAAUCGUAAUAAAGAGCUUUUAUUUUCUAUAUUAUUAUUUGGUUGGAGUUUAUUUAAUGUGUAAAAAUAAAGUAUUUGCCCAAAGUAUAUACUAACUUAAUCAGUAUCAAAUAUUUGACAAAUAAACGAAAUAUUUGAUUCGAAUAAUUUAUUUUUUCUAUCGGUUGCGGCAAAAAUCCGGAAAAUCUUCCGCGUCGAUUUCAUGGAAUUUUAACUUUUGAUUUGUUUCUCGAUGGAAAAUCUUCCAUUUUUGCCGCCACCCUAUAUAUUAUUUGAUCCGUUUAUUAUUAGAAUUGAGCAGCUGUUGCUGUGAUGUGUAUGCAGUGCUAUAUAUAUUAUACAUAUACAUUAUAUUGAGAACUUUGUAUUUCUUAAUUUACGUCUAU
Messenger RNA from Phyllotreta striolata, 4622 nucleotides. The record is from the annotation of a GenBank genome assembly. Lineage: Eukaryota; Metazoa; Arthropoda; Insecta; Coleoptera; Chrysomelidae.